GAAGCUCAUCUCAGGGUUUGCAGUGUGGGGAUGGGUCUGGGCCUUUGGUGGCCAGGCGGGAAGAAGCAGUGGCCCUUGAAAGACCCUUUGUUUUUGCCAGUGGCACUGUUCUGAGGGGCUGUAUUGACUCCCUGACUGACUAGGAGGUAGCAGGGGGAACAGGGUAGUUUGGGAACUUCUGCUGAACUCUAAGACCAAGAUAGGAGCGAGAUCACACAGGAGUGGAAGAGGCCUGCCUAGAUGGCGGGAGAUGGUGGGCUUCAGUUCUCAUUCUGCUUUCCCUCUGGGGACUCCAUUUCCUCCUUUGUCCAGGGAUUGGACUGAAUAACUUAACCACCUCUGAACUUCUAAACAACCAAUUGCCCUAAGAAAGAGCGACAAAACUCGCAGCCCACCCAGUGCUCUCUGGGCACCUCCGGUUGAGGGGCAGCACCCCUCCCUGCUCGUUGCCACCCCCCAAGGCUGCAGCUUUGCUGGUUGAAGCAUGUUGCCGCCAUCUACUGUCGACCCGCCCAAGCGCCCCUGGGCCCGGGCCACACCUUGAUUUUCUUCCCAAACCCUAGUUAUUAUUUUGGCAACUUCUCCCUUGAAGACUUUCUGGCUGCCAGAGCGCUCCUCUUUGUCAGCAGCAGAAGACACUGAUGCUUCCGUCCUCGCCUGGGAGACUUCGCCCUAGGGCCUGACCAGCUGCGGUCUGGGGGCGUGGGCUGGCUGCCUCUUCACAGCCCAAGCCUGGCCUCAGCCUUUGCAGAUGUGGCCCUGACCCAUUCCCUCCCUGGACAAGGGGAAAUAAGAGAGACACGGAAUUCUCCAUGGGAGCAUUUGCAAAAACAAGAUUCAUGCUAUUUGUUUGCCUUCAGCGUAGAUGUUGGUCCUCAGAUUCUGCCAGGGAAGCCGAAAGCCCAUUUCGCUGGCCCAAGCCUCUCAUUUUACAUAAUUGAUCAAAAAGAAUAACCAGCCACCGUAUAUAGCCUUUGCUCUGUGUCGGGCAUGGCCCUUUAAUCCUCACAUCAACCCUAUGAGGUUUAUAGGUCACAGUUAAGAAGCAUGGAGUCAGCAAAUCACCACGAUGUAUACUUUAAAUGUCUGACAAUUUUAUAUGCCAAUUAGACCUCAGUAAAACUGAAAUUAAAAAAAGAGAAAAAAGAAGUGGUAGAGUCAGGAUUUGAACCGCAAACCUGUGAGCCUUACCAUUAGGUACUGCCUCUCUAGGAGCCGCGGACCAGGGAGGUUUUGUGAUUUUCCCACAGUCAGCAGCUGGUCAGGCUGAAGUUUCAUGAGAAGCUGGUUUUCUAAUAGGUGCUCUUUCUUCUUCUUUUUAAAAUAACAUGCUUGCCCCCUCACUCCUGCCCCCUAGUCCCUCCUCCCUAACUAUGUGAGAGUCUGUGUUAGUCUGUCUAUACCAGUGCCAAUAAACACUACCCUUUCCAUAGUCACCCCCAUUUAUGAUACCCUGCACUUGGGAGGUGCAGUCCCCUUUCCCCAGGAUCAUGAAAAAAAUAGAUGUUUUUCUUGGAGCAUGGAGAUCCUUGUUACUUUUGCUGCUUGAUGGCUGAUGUUUCUCCAGGUCAUAAAAAUUUCCCUGCACUUAAAAACAUCAGGCCUGGUAUGAUGUGUAUAUAGUGAGGAGCAACCCGGAGUUCUUGCCUCCCACACCAAGUGUCAGAUAUCCCGGGGCAAGAGGAAAUGGUUCUUUAGGAGCUUUCUCUCCACACGUUUCCCAUGGAGAAUGAAUGCCCCCGUCUCCCACCCCUCUGUGAAAACAAUAUUUAGAAUGGCAAGUACACUUGAUAUCAAACCACAAUAACACUGGCCAGAAAAGCUCAUCCAAGGUCUCAUCCACUGGCCUGACUUGAAUCCCAGCCUUUUCCUCCUCCGGAUGCAUCCUCUAUGGCCGCUCCAGAAGAGAGUAUUUCCUUUUCUGCCUUUGUGUGAAAUGGACAUCCACUGUGCCCACGCAAAUGCUCCCCGGUGGGAAACAAACACAUCAAAAACAAAUCAACAAAAGCAAAAUUGACCUGGAUGUGUGGAGGCCGGGAAGACGUUCGUGCCACAACCCUACACAGUGUCCUGAGGGAGCAGCCGCCGCCGGAGUUUCGGAGUUUCGGGUGUCAUGCUGAGGAAGAUGGCACGAAGACAGAGACGCGGGCUGACUCAUGGAGAUCAUAUGACCAGGAACAACUUGGCUUUCACCGUCUCUUGUGCCGCGGAGGAAGCAGCCCGCCUUUGGUCAGAUGGACUCCGAACUCACCAAGUCAUCAAAAAGCCAAGAUGUUGGUAUUACUGGCUGGCAUCUUUGUGGUCCACAUCGCCACCGUCAUUAUGUUAUUUGUUUCCACCAUUGCCAAUGUCUGGGUGGUUUCAGAUGUUUCAAGAGCAUCAGUAGGUCUUUGGAAAAACUGCAGCAACGGUAACUGCGACGGACCCCUGCCAUAUGCCGAUGACGAUGCGCUCAAGGCAGUGCAGGCCUUCAUGAUCCUCUCCAUCAUCUUCUCCGUCAUCUCCCUCGUGGUCUUCGUGUUCCAGCUCUUCACCAUGGAGAAGGGAAACCGUUUCUUCCUCUCGGGGGCCACCAUGCUGGUGUGCUGGCUUUGCAUUAUGGUCGGGGCAUCCAUCUACACUCAUCAUUAUGGGAGCAGUUAUGGAAGUAUAUACAUCAAAAGCCACCACGGCUAUUGCUUCAUCCUGACCUGGAUCUGCUUCUGCUUUAGCUUCAUCAUUGGCAUUCUCUACCUGGUCCUGAGAAAGAAAUAAGUCUGAACAAGUGUAUGGGGAUCUGGGGGGUGGGGAGGAGGGAGCCAUGGAAUCUGGGAGGGAAGUGAAAGUUGCUCUGCAGGAAAAGCCAAGCCAGGGGAGGGGGGAGGGGGAGGGAGGACAUGAGGGUGGGAGAGGCUGAAACCCAAACCAUUACUCAGGAGGUUUCCUACUGUCAAGCCCCUGCCCUUGGGAGAAAGUAGUUGGCUAGAACUUCCAUGAUCCCUCGAUGUGGGCCAGAGAGCCUCUCUCCAGUUACACACACUGCGGGAGGCCCACCAGCUACCACACCACUGGCUCCGCUUCUGAGGGUGAAUUCUGGGUCUUGCACUGUGGUCCUCAGACCUACUGCACCAAGUUAAAAUAGCGGUACAAGUUCCAACAAGGGCAGAUCUAGUUUUUGUACUGAGUAUGUUAAGCCUGGAAGCCCUCCUGCCCUCCUGCCCUCCUGACCCAAAGCAAAACAUCACAUUCCAGUCUGAAGGGCCCACAGGAGGGCUUCGGCUAGCGCGCCAUUAUCCCUCUUGGAAACAGAUAUUUAGCUCUGUGCAAUUCAGUGGUAUUUGCGACAAAAUGGUUGGAAGGGACAUAGUCAUGAAGCCAAGUUGGUGGGUUAGUUAAAUCAAGAAAGAGAACUUUUCACAGUGGAAGGCCUGGGGGGCGGGUGGGGGGUGGUGGAACCCAGACCAGCCUCACACAGCUGUCCCUCCUGGAGACUUCUUGCUAUGGACUUUGCUAGGCUUCUCGCUUAGAGCCAGGGUGGCUCUUCUGGAGUUUCUGUAAUGCCACAAACGACCAAUUCUGUGGUGAAAGCACCACACUAAUUAUGGGCUCACGGGGCAGUCUUGCAACAAUGCUAUAUUAGGGUUAUGAUUUUAGGAUUCCCUCUCCCUGCAAGCAAUGAUUCUUUUAAAUAUAGAAUGAGAGAGACAGACAUAGCUCCUUGUAACGCACUCUGUUACUCUCCCUCGAAAUUAUAAACUUUUUAGGAUGUUUUAUCUAAUUAUCCAUAUUGGGGACCAGAGGCAACUCUGGCUUUCACACUGGCUGGAGUGGUCAGCUUUCAGAAAGCCUGCCUAUCCUGCUUCAUAGGUGAGGCAAGACAAUUCUGGAAGCUUAUUUUGAAACACACACAAACCAAAAACAAACAAUAGGUCCUUGGGUGAAAGGUGCUAUGUAAUUGGAAAGUGUUAAGCAUAUUAGAUUUAAGUCAUGAUAAGAAUGGAGUGCCUGUGCUCCCAGGAAAAUAAGAAAAUUUCUGUGAGAGAAGUAAAAUUAUAGGUGAUGGGCAGAUAUUUUCUUUAAGGACAACACACACACACAAAUCUCUGGUGGUGCCCGGUCAGAUGGUAAUUGAUCUGCCUGUUGCCACAGAGCUUUUCUAUAUAGGACUUAGAAGUAGUAUGUUAUUCCUGGUUAAGCAGGCACACUGCUCUAGCCUGGAGCAGCUAUUUUAAGCCAUCUCAGAUUCUGCCUAAAGGGUUUAUUUUAGGAAGACAUUUCCUUGAUCACCCUGAGAAGAUCUACCUUAGGGAGAAUCUGAGACAUCUUGCCUACUUUUCUUCUCCUAGCUCUCUCCUCAUGUCAUUUCUUAUAUAUUUUCCUUUUUGGGGAGUUGUUAUGCAAUGAUUGCUAGUAUUUAUGUAAAAGGACUCUUACUAAGUAUAUUUCUUUAUGUUCAUUCUGGUUAAGGGAAUGUUGAGGACCGACCACCGAAUUAUCUGGGUUGAAGGUAGAGAGGCUGGCAAGCAAAAACUAUGGGAUAAUAAACUUUUUACUACCAUUUAAUUAUCAUAUGAUUAUAGAAGGCUGUCUUACAUGCAGAAGCAUACUUACAUAUCAGAUAUAUUCAAAAGAGAUAAUCACAUUAUGUUAAAAAGUCAGACUAUGACUGGAGUGAACCAUGUAGUCCCAUGUCUUUUACUUUGUUUCUGUGCCAUUUAUGUCUCAUGUAACUGCAUUACAUUGGUGGGUUGUUCUAGUACUGUAUUUGGCUUCUUCUUUAAUAGAUUGAUAUUUCAUAUAUUAUAAUUGUAAAUAUUUUGAUACAAAUGUUUAUAACUCUAGGGAUAUAAAAAUAGAUUCUGAUUCCCUUCA
Myotis lucifugus (little brown bat) is the source of this 4851-nucleotide messenger RNA. RefSeq names its product epithelial membrane protein 1 (gene EMP1). Lineage: Eukaryota; Metazoa; Chordata; Mammalia; Chiroptera; Vespertilionidae. The transcript is spliced from 5 exons. Gene Ontology annotation, cellular component: plasma membrane. The record is from RefSeq and is a predicted model, not a curated record. Bases 2023 to 2754 code for a protein of 243 amino acids.